CGGCUAGUAUUGCAAACGAUUCGCUGACCACAGUGGACACGCGCGUUAGCAAUUGCUCUGCCAAUUAAACCGUAUCCACUAAUUCACAUUGGUAAAUCAUAAAAACAUCUGCGUUUCUUAGCAAGAAAGAAGCGAACAAGAAAGAAAUUCGUCAUUGUUCCGUUAUAUGCUACACGUCUAUUGGUUCAAAAUCGACAGAUUGGCUGCAGUAUUUUUCCAGAGGAGUAGAAGUGGAAAGAAGUGGAGAGGAACAAAUGGCCAGCAUAAUUAAUGCUUAGUCACUUUAGCACAGAAAGCUACAUUCUAGUGUGAGGCAAACGUGGAUUGGUGAUUAGUGAGUUACAAUAGAUAGAUUAGAAAGCGCUCAUAUGUUUCAAAGGGGAUAUUCGAUGAACGGCGUAACUCUCAGCAAAUAUUGUUUUUGAUUAGUUUAAUUUAUGCUAAAUGAGUAACAUACGUGAAAGAUGACAGAAAAUAAAGAAGAAGACGCUACAAGUCAAGCUCCGGAUGGUGGAUGGGGCUGGUUUGUUUGCCUCGGAAGCAGUUUAAUUGCGCUUUCUUUACGAUCUUUGGAUCCAUCUUUUGGACUGCUUUUCCAAGAUCUACUGGAGAACCUCAAUGUCAAUUCCACCGGAACAUCAGUUAUAAUGAGCAUUUUAGAUGCUAGUGUUAAUUUUUCAGGUUUCUUAGUCGGACCGCUACUGAAAAAGUAUUCUUAUCGACAAGUCGCAUUCUUUGGAUCUCUGCUGAGUUGCAGCGGUUUGAUACUUACGUCAAGAGCGAAUAGUAUGCUGUAUAUUAUUUGUACCUACAGUAUUUUAGGAGGCAUUGGCACUGGCCUUGCAAUGGCUUGCUCCUUCGUCGCGUUAAACACAUUUUUCGACAAAAAACGCGGACAAGCUGUGGGCUUUUCGAUGGCGGGAACCGCAUUGGGAAUGAUGCUUAUGCCGCAGCUAGUACACAUGCUGCUGGAUUUAUAUGGAUUUCGUGGCACAACACUUAUUGUUGGAGGCUGUGCGUUGCAUUCCAUAGUGGGAUCGUGCUUAUUACGUCCACUUAAGGAACCAUUACCGACACCGCCAGCCGAAAAAAAAACCGAUGAGGAACGAGAGAGCGAAACAUUAUUAAUGAAAACGAAUCCUGCUGGAGCGCGCAGGAUGUCAAAUGGAUCGACGUGGACCAAGGAUCAGAACGCGGACGAGCCAAACGUUGAGAAUGAUUCGUUCUUGAAAAAGAUAAAAAAAACUUUUGAUUUGGAUCUUCUCACGAAUUCCACGUACUUAAACGUCUCUCUAGGUUGCAGUAUCUUUUAUGUGGCAGAGACGAACUUCAAACUAAUAACUCCGUUUUUCCUCUCAAAUAUCGGAAUGACGAAAAAGGAAACCGCUUUUGUCCUAUCCUUGACUGCGUUCGCCGAUAUCCUCGCCAGGCUACUGCUGCCGACACUUUUCGACAAAUUCGGCUGGAAGAAGCGCUUGAUCUUCUGGGUGUUCUGUCUGCUCAUUGGAAUCGCACGCUCCACAUUGGCGGAACAAUCGGAAAGGAUGCUAUUGAUCGUCAUGUUUGUAAUCGUCGGAUUCUUGCGUGGCGCUACGUUGGUGAAUUUUAAUCUCUGCAUAUCGGAAUGUUGCACCUUGAAAAUGCUGCCGAGUGCCUUUGGAAUAUUCUUUGUGUUUAAAGGAUUGGGCAUAAUCAUUAUGAGUCCUUUAAUCGGAUACGUCAGAGACGUUACCAACAACUACAGGAUUUGCAUUCAUAUAAUGACUGUUAUGAUACUUGUCACAUUUGUCUUGUGGAGCAUUGAAUUUAUAUACAUUGCCUUUCGUAAACGACGACUUGCCAUAUUAGCUGUGCUUCCGAUCCAGCAAUGUUUCGGGCUUAUCUUCGCAGAACGUUUCACGCGUCUUGGCAUUACCGCGACGAAAACAAGCUUAAUUCUUCAUCUAAAUGGGACAAUUACGUGCAGUCUAGGCCUGAUAAGCGGUCCUACGAUGAAGAGAUUCACCUUUCGUCAAGUCGCAUACUUCGGCAGCCUGACGGUUGUUUUCGGAAUAUGCACAACUGCCUUCGCCGUGUCUCUUCCGACUAUUGUUAUCACUUAUUGCGUUAUCAUUGGUAUUGGCCAAGGAAUCAUUUAUCUAGCGACAACCUUAGCUCUGAACACAUACUUCCGCAGGAAGCGAAACAUAGCUAUGGGUUUCGCGGUUACGAUGACCGGUUUGGGUCCGAUCUUGAUGCCACUUUUAAUAGACAGAUUCCUUGAGACUUACGCCACUACUGGCACUCUCUUGAUUCUUGCUGGGAUCGCCGCACAUUCCCUUGUCGGUGCAUCUCUAUUAAGACCAUUUCAAGAGCAGAAAGAGAUUAUUUCGGCAGAAGCUACUGACCUGCUAAUUGAAAAAAAUAAUCCAAAAAGUCAAAAUAGAACAGAACAUACUGAGGGUAAAGUAGAAUUAAAAAAUAAUACUAUCGAGAUCGCUGAAAAAAUAAAUCAACCAAAUAAUCGUGUAAAUGAUGAAGUAAAAUUGAAAGAAAGCAAAAAAACAUUGUUCUUCAAAAAAAUUAAUACCAACUUGGAUCUCGAUCUUCUUCGUGAUAGUCGUUACGUAGCGGUAGUAUUAGGUAUGGGAAUGUCAUUGGUAGCCGAGACAAAUUUCAACGCAAUGAUACCUUUCGUUCUGGCCGAAUUAGCGAGCCUCGACAGAACAUCGAUAGCUACAGUGAUGUCAGUUCAAGCCGCUGCGGAUAUCAUAGGACGUUCGUGUGUGCCGUUGCUGGCGCAACGAGCGAGUUGGACCUGCCGAAAUCUUUAUGUGAUAUCACUGCUGGGAUCGAUCCUCGGGAGGACUAUUCUGUCGACGUGGGGUGACUUCUAUGUCGGUGUGAUCGGAGUAUCCUUGAUUGUCGGCCUGGCAAAGGGAACCAGGGCUGUCUUUCAAGCUCUAAUUAUUCCCGAUUACGUACCAUUGGAGAGGCUGCCGGCUGCAUCCGGUAUCCAGAUGGUUUGUAACGGUGUUCUGUCUAUCAGCGUGGGACCAAUUAUCGGUUUGGUUCGCGAUUCAACGGACAGUUACGUGGGUGCGCUUUAUUUUACAUCCUUUCUGAGCUUGUGUUGUGUCUUUCUAUGGACGAUAAGUGGACUUUGGAAUCCCGGUGGAAACGUCUUAAGAUUGAACCAACGCAAUUCAUUAGCAGAACAAGAAAAUUCUCGUGAAAAUACGUAAUAUUAAAUUUCUAAUUAUAUCUGCAGAUUUUAGUGGUAUAAAGAAUUUAUAUGCAUAAAUAUUAUCAACUUACUAUAACAAGAUGUAUCUUUAUUAGAAUCACAAAUAUGCCAAGUAAUUGUAGAAAUUUUCAAUUUGUAAAGGUAUCAGUUUAUCACACGCAGUACCGUGCACCGUAUACACUAUCUAGAAAACCUGAAGUAUAAAAUAUUUGCUCUAUUUUAAUAUGAAUACUAAAGUGUUUAAAUUUAAAAUACUUAAAAAUGGAUUAAGUAAUUAGCAGAAAGAAUGUUGAAUAUGAAAAUUACACCGUUAAUGUGAAGCAUAUUGCACUGAAGAAUAAAAGAAUUGACGAUAACGAUGAUGGCGUAUUUAAAAUAUAAAUGAGAUGAAAUAGGCAUAUA
Molecule: messenger RNA, 3628 nt
Organism: Linepithema humile (Argentine ant)
Lineage: Eukaryota; Metazoa; Arthropoda; Insecta; Hymenoptera; Formicidae
Source: RefSeq, a predicted model, not a curated record